AUGGAGCAGCUGCGAAUUUUGCAGCAGAAGAGCGCCCUGCUGGUGAAGCUGCGCUCGGAUAGCUCGCUCUCAGCUCAAGAGGAGAGCUGCAUCGCGGAGACCUUACUGGCGAUGCAGCAUAGCUUUGGAGAGGAGACGUUGCAACGGCUGAAGCUGCUUCGAAGCUACUUACCCUUGCUGGAAGACCAGGCUCUCGCGGAGCUGCUGCCGGCCCCAGCUCCCGCGGCGCCCACGGCGCCCGUUGCGCCCGCUGCCCCGGGCGCGUGCCAUGUGACCAUCGAGGGGGUGGACUUGGCGCAGUCGGCGCUGGAGGACUUCGCGAGCUCCUAUUUCAUGUUCCACGGUCUGGAGACGUCGCCGGGAAAUUUGUUGAAGUUUUUGCCCUUCCUGGGCUUCUUGGAGGGCCACCUCUACUGCCUGGAUCAGCAGAAUGAGGACUCCCUGACGGCCGCGGCGGCGGAUUUGCAGGCGCCGCUCCCGGAGGAUCCCUUCGGGCCACUACGGGAGGUCUUGAAGGAGCGGACUUGGCUCACGCCCCGUCUGGAGCAGGAGCUGGCCCAGGGGGCGCGCUUCUGGUCGCUGGAGCGGAAGAUCUGCAGAGCGUUGCGCGGGGAAGGGCGUCUGCUCCAAGCCGAGGCAGAGGAGGCCCUGAGGCUGAAAUCCUUCGACUACCGAGCCAUGAACCUCUUGCUGUACCGCAUGCGAGGCGAGGAGCCGAACGAGGCCUUCAUGGACUUCUUGGUGACGUCGGAAGUGCUGGUGGAGAUCGGGGAUGACUUGGUGGACUAUUACGAGGAUGUCGAGAGGAACUCCUUCAACAUCUACCGGUGCUUCCUGGCCCUGCACGGCGUUCAGGGCGGCGCAGAGCUGCUGCGCUUUAUCCGAGAGGCGGAGGCCGCGUACCGCCGGGCGUUAGCCUCCCUGGAGCCCUCCCUCGCGAGCGCCUGGCUGCGGCAGACGCGGCUCAGCAAACGCCACAGCUGCGGCAGCGAAACGCCCCAGGGCGCGCAGUGGGAGGUGACGAAGAAAGCGCGGCCGGAUAGCGCUGUCCAGGUCCAGCCGGAGCAGAAGACAGGUGCCGUGAGACGGUUCAAGUUCCCGCAGAUCAAGCCGCAUCCCUGGCACAAGGUCUUCCGCGCGCGGACCUCGGCCGAUGCGGUGGACUACAUCUCCAAGCUGCUGGUCUACGACCCGAAGCUGCGACCACCUGGCCUGCA
This is a messenger RNA of Effrenium voratum, 1217 nucleotides long. Lineage: Eukaryota; Dinophyceae; Suessiales; Symbiodiniaceae. The record is from the annotation of a GenBank genome assembly.